Molecule: messenger RNA, 2438 nt
Organism: Ficedula albicollis (Collared flycatcher)
Lineage: Eukaryota; Metazoa; Chordata; Aves; Passeriformes; Muscicapidae
Gene: CTIF
Product: CBP80/20-dependent translation initiation factor
Exons: 13
Coding region: 30-1946 (638 amino acids)
Biological process (GO): regulation of translational initiation
Cellular component (GO): cytosol
Molecular function (GO): RNA binding; protein binding; translation activator activity
Source: RefSeq, a predicted model, not a curated record
CCUGUGUUCCCGGUGUGUCCCCUGAAGGGAUGGAGAGCUCCUCAGUGGCAUCAGCCUCCUCGGAGGCGGGGAGCAGCCGCUCCCAGGAGAUCGAGGAGCUGGAGCGCUUCAUCGACAGCUACGUCCUGGAGUACCAGGUCCAGGGGCUGCUCACAGACAAGACCGAGGGCGACGGCGAGAGCGAGAAGACGCAGUCCCACGUCUCACAGUGGACAGCGGAUUGUAGCGAGCAGCUUGAUGGCAGCUGUUCCCCAUCCCGAGGGAAGGGCUCGUCGUCUCACGAACAUAACCAGGAAGAGUGGGAUCACAGCAGCAGUGGGAGCACAGGAUCCCGGCCGGGGUCAGGUUCCAGGCAGGGCUCUGCAUCCAGGUCUGGCAGCCACAGGAGAAGCAGCCAGUUCAGGCACUCAACCAAGAAUGGCAACAAGGACAGCAACCUUGACAUGCUGGGCACAGACAUCUGGGCUGCCAACACCUUUGACUCCUUCAGUGGUGCAACGUGGGACUUGCAGCCUGAAAAACUAGAUUUCACCCAGUUUCACAGAAAGCUGCGAAACACCUCCAAACACCCAUUGCCUCACAUAGACAGAGAAGGGCUUGGAAAGGGGAAGUACGAGGAUGGUGACAGCAUCAACUUGAACGACAUAGAGAAGGUCCUUCCAGUGUGGCAGGGUUACCAUCCAUUGCCUCAUGAAGCUGAAAUCGCACACACCAAAAAACUCUUCAGAAGGAGGAGAAACGACCGGAGGCGACAGCAGAGACUUCCCAGCGGGAACAAGUCCCAGCAGCACGCGGAUCAUCAGCAGGGCGGCACCAAGCAUAACAGGGACCACCAGAAACUCUACCAAGGAGGCCAAGCCCCUCACUCCUCGGGCAGGACGGGCCACCACGGCUACAGCCAGAACCGGAGAUGGCACCACAACCAGAAGCACUCUGCCAACGACAAAGAAACGCACAGGAACGCCAAAGAGACUGAGAACCUGAAAAUCGAGGACAGCCCGGCGGGCACGGCGCACGUCCCCGCGGAGGCCCCGCGGGGCCCCGAGGCCGCGGAGAAGCAGCCCCAGCAGGGCAGCCCCGAGCCCGAGGGCAAGCGCAGAGACAGCGCCCACGAGCGCGCCGGGGACAGGCCCAAGGUCAACCUGCUCCAGUCUUCCAAGGACAGGCUGAGGAGGAGGCUAAAAGAAAAGACGCCUUGUCUUUCCCUUUUCACGGACCAGGACGAAGUCACGGUGGAAACCACCGACCCUGAAAAGAAUAAAAUGGACAAAUUAAUUGAAAUUCUCAACAGCAUGAGGAACAACAGCAGUGACGUUGACUCCAAGCUCACCACCUUCAUGGAGGAGGCCCAGAACUCCACCAACUCUGAGGAGAUGUUGGGGGAGAUAGUCAAGACCAUCUACCAGAAAGCGGUGACGGACCGCAGCUUUGCUUCCACAGCAGCCAAGCUGUGUGAUAAAAUGGCCCUCUUCAUGGUGGAAGGAACCAAAUUCAGGAGUCUGCUCCUCAACAUGUUGCAGAAGGAUUUCUCCAUGCGGGAGGAGCUGCAGCAGCGGGACGUGGAGCGCUGGCUGGGGUUCAUCACCUUCCUCUGCGAGGUCUUCGGCACCAUGAGGAGCAGCACCGGGGAGCCCUUCCGAGUCCUGGUGUGCCCCAUCUAUACCUGCCUCAGGGAGUUGUUGCAAUCUCAGGAUGUGAAGGAAGAUGCUGUGCUUUGCUGCUCCAUGGAGCUGCAGAGCACUGGCCGGCUGCUGGAGGAGCAGCUGCCCGAGAUGAUGACGGAGCUGCUGGCGAUAGCACGCGACAAGAUGCUGUGUCCCUCCGAGUCCAUGCUGACCAGGUCCCUGCUGCUGGAGGUCAUCGAGCUGCACGCCAACAACUGGAACCCCCUGACGCCCACCAUCACUCAGUACUACAACAAGACCAUCCAAAAACUGACGGCUUGAGGGGGCAGGGCAAGGUGGGGUGGUAAGGGACGAGAAGAAGACAUGCGCCUUGACGGGACCCAGCAAGAGCUUUUCUGAUUUAAAUCCCCCAGCAGACCAAACCCCAGCAUGCUCGAGAAUAUGGGGUGGGGAGGGAGCAGCAUGUUUCUUUUUCAGCCGCGUCGCCAAGUGCCACCCCUCCUCCCUGCCGUGGUUUUGUUUUAGGGGUUUCUUUUUCUGAACUCAUUGCUCAAGCAGCAGCAGCGCAUCCCGCCGGGUUAUUGUUUGGCUUUCGAAAGAAGACAGAGAAUUUGGAAAAGGAGGAGAGGAAAAAAAAAAUAAUCUAAGUGGGGGCUAGUAUUGUUUUCACGCCGUCCUCCUGCCUUGCCCUGGCCAACUGGCAGGAGACAGCAGGCAGCAGAUGUCUCGGGAGGACAAAGCCAGGCACACACUACACCAGACGCUCAUAAUUGAUGGCUUUUGUCAAGCGGGGCUUGCGUUAGGUUCCCCCCC